CGGCCAAUCCGCCUCUGCGGGUUACCGUCCCCUCUGGGAGGAGGCGGAGGAGGGCGUGGCUGGUCCCGAGCAGCGCGCAUGCGCGGACCGCGGGGGUGACAGUAAGCGCGCAGGUUCCGAAUCAGACGGCCCGAGUUCGAGUCUCGGCGGGACCUCUCCGCUUAACUGGGCAUUAUGGGAACACAAAUACUUUGGUUACAUAAUAUGAGUAUUCUGAUGCAUGUCUAUGGAUGUCAUAUAAUGGAUAAAUGUGGUUCUUGUUAUAAUUGAGAGCUGGACUUUAGCAAUCCACUUCUAAGAUGAAGUGAGUCUGCGUGUGAUAUGUCUGGAUUGGAAACUAAACUGAGACAGACGGUCAUUUCGAGGAAAUACCAUUAAAAGGACUUGUGGCCCGUUUGAGUCCCUGCGUUUUCAGAAUGACAUCAAGUGUAAGGCUCUGUUCUUCCUGAGCAGGGUGAUGCGGGGCCUGUCCAUCUGCACCACCUGCCUCCUGAGCAUGCUCCAGGCCGUCACCAUCAGCCCCAGCUCCUCCUGGUUGGGCCGGUUCAAACAGAAAUCCAGACACUACGUCAUCCAUUCCUUACUCUUUCUAUGGAUUCUCAAUUUGUCCUUGUGUAGUAACCUGCUCUUCAUGACCAUAGCUGCUUCUAAUGUGACCCAGACCCAAGUGCUGAGUUUUGGUAAAUACUGCUCACUUUCCUCUGCAAGCUACCUCAGGUGGAUCCUGUUUUUCAUGCUGACACAAGUGAGAGACAUCUCCUUUGUAGGCGGCAUGCUGCUCUCGAGUGUGUACAUGGUGACUCUCUUGUUCAGGCAUCAGAGGCAAUCCCAGCACCUGCACAACAUGUCCCUCUCCCCGAGCAUCUCCCCGGAGAAAAGGGCCACCCAGAUCAUCCUGCUCCUGGUGAGUUUCUUUGUGGUCAUGUACUGGAUGGACCUCAUCAUCUCUUUCUGCUCCAUAGUGUUGCUGGCAUACGGCCCCGCCGUGCUGGCUGUCCAGACUCUUGUGGUCAAUGUCUAUGCCACAGUGAGUCCUUUAGUGAUAAUCGUUUUUGAUAAAACUAUAAUCAGUACUCUGCAAAAUAUGCAACAGGAAGGUUAUAGGUUUUUAACAAAAUAAUAAAAAUAAGUCUCUGAAAAAUGGGUGUUUCUGCCAUCAGGCAAACUAUUCAAGUAACAGAGAAUUUGUUAUUUGAUUUACUUAAAACAUGUAAAAUUGCACUUUUGUUACAGCUAAGUAUUUUGAAACAGAUGCUGGAAAAGACUUUGUGGUUCC
Molecule: messenger RNA, 1276 nt
Organism: Microcebus murinus (gray mouse lemur)
Lineage: Eukaryota; Metazoa; Chordata; Mammalia; Primates; Cheirogaleidae
Source: RefSeq, a predicted model, not a curated record